AGGUCUCCUCGCUCGCUUCGUGCAAUCGUGUGCGUCACUGGAGACGGCGCGCAGAUGAAUGUACUGCACCAGAUGGCUACAAGCAAGCCAGACGGCCAAACGCAUGCUGUCCACGAACUGUGUGGUCAUGAAGGAGCCCGUUUGGGCCACAGACCCGUAUCUGGCCAUGCUCAGCUCGCCGCUCAGAAGAUGCAAGAUCAGCUUGCGCAUCAUGCCUAGAGACAUGCUCAUCUCUCUGUCCGUCGCCAAGGCGCCUGACUCCUUGGCGUCGACCAGCCCCAUCGACAACAGGCCACCCAAGCUCCAUAUCGUACCCAAUAAGCUAGGCCAUCCGUACUAUGACCCAGGACACCUGGGACCGAGCAGCUACAUCCUCUGCUCGCGCCCAUUCCUCAACGCAGUCCUGGCUCGUCCACUUGCAGCACAAGAGGCAAAACGACUGUCGUACGGCGCCGAAUUGACGAGCACGCUGCCGCUCAGGCUGACCCACGAGCUGCGUGUGCGUGUCGAACAAGAGCUCACUCAGCUUUGGCGACGACACCGCGCUUCACCUCACAAGGCAACACAGCGGCCGGCAUGGCUACUACGUCGACUGUCGCAGGCUGAAGCCGGUCACAUCGCAACCAGGCUCCCGCAGGAAUCGCCAGACGACAUGGCCGCUCUGAUCUCGCUGGACUCGUCCGAUCUGCGGACCCAUUUUGGCGCACACAUGGAUGCCGAUGCUUACUCGAGCUUGCGGCCCACGCGUGCUGCCACAGAGCUACCUAGAAGGCGCCUGCCCAUUUAUGACCUUGGUGGCCUCUUCACCGAGCGUUUUGCAGGUUCACCCGGCGCGGACGUGUUCAAUUCAGAGGCUCAGUCGGUACAACGCACGAUCUCACGGCGACUUGCAGCGAUCGAAGAAGGGCUGAUCAGUCGCAAUGUUUUGUCUCGCAAGCCGAGCCAUAGGCUGACCUCGGUCUACGCAUUAGCAAGCCACCAGACAGAGCUAGUGCCGCUUCUUGUUGCACUCUGGCGAUGCAGACUCUGGGAAGGCGAGGGAUGGCAGAGCGGCGACGGGUUCGGUAUCGAGAAAGCACGCUUCGAUCUGGUUGUACCGGCAAGCAACAGCUAAGGGCUGCAGAGUACAAUGCAAUGGUGCUAUGCCGCAAUCUCCAUGCUCUUUCCUGCCUGCUCGUUCGCCCAUAACGCUGGGCCGAACAGUGGUAGCUCAUUGCCAGGCACAAACAGACGCUCGACGCCAGAUUCUUCGAUGAUGGCCAUUCUGAUCGUGCCUCCUGAGGAACCAUCCCUUGACAUGGCCAAUGCGAGCGCUGCGAUUCGCUGCUUGAGCUCGCGCUACCCUAGACGAUCA
Molecule: messenger RNA, 1354 nt
Organism: Mixia osmundae IAM 14324
Lineage: Eukaryota; Fungi; Basidiomycota; Mixiomycetes; Mixiales; Mixiaceae
Exons: 4
Coding region: 59-1114 (351 amino acids)
Source: RefSeq, a predicted model, not a curated record